Messenger RNA from Adineta steineri, 354 nucleotides. NCBI's taxonomy places the organism in Eukaryota, Metazoa, Rotifera, Eurotatoria, Adinetida, Adinetidae. The record is from the annotation of a GenBank genome assembly.
AUGCAUCAUUAUUUAUUUGUUCAUUUAAUGAUUAUUCUUGCUCUUCUGAACUUCUGCUGUUACUCAUCACCUAUUUCAUAUGAUGAUCAAAAUGAUCAUGAACAAACAAUAUCACCAAUUGAUACAAAUGAACAAGAUAUGAUGAAACGAGCAAUAACAAAUAAUAAUGACAAAUAUUAUUUUUGGAAAAUGAUGUGUGCACUUCAUAAUGAUUGUUAUACAGCAGAUCAUGAUCGUUUAAUUUUUACCGAUAUAAAACCUAAACGUCUAGCGUCCAAUUUAUUUCAUGGUAUUCCAAAAUUUGGCAAACGUGCAUUUUCAUCAGCAUUUUCCGGUAUUCCCAAAUUUGGUUAA